AUGCUUAUACGAACAAUAAUUGAUUCAGUUCAAAUUAAUCUUCAUUUAACAGAUUUGCUAAAUGAUAAAGAAAGUGAUAUUAUAUUUCAACAUAAUUGUCUUUAUGCUGCUGCUUCAAAUGAAAAAGAAAAUAAUGUUUAUCAAAUAAUUUCAUAUUGUAUGAGUGAAUUACCAACACAAUGGAAUAUACAAGAAAAUAAUUUCGAUCACCUAUUUACUUUUGCAGAACUCUAUAAACAAAAUAUAACUAGUCAACAAUUAUAUAUUUGGUCAGCACCAAUCGAUAUUAUUGAACGUUAUCAAUUAUUUUUAAAUCAAUUACCAUUAUCAAUGGAAAUAUCAAUGUCAAAAGAAUUAUAUUAUAAUUGUACAUUACCAAGAUUCGGUCCAAUUUGUCAAUAUGAAUUUGAUUAUUAUAAAACACAAUAUUCAUCAUUAAAUGAGAUGAUUAAUAAUUUCUAUCAUGAACAUAAAUAUCAGCCAAAUACAUUAACAUGUUAUAUUCAUUUAAAAUGUAAUCGUGGUACUACUUCAGCUUGUCUUGAUUGGAGUGAAAUUUGUGAUGGAAAAAUAGAUUGUCUCAAUGGUGGACAUGAUGAAGAAUAUUGUUGGCAACUUGAAAUAAAUGAAUGUAAUAAAAAUGAAUAUCGAUGUGCUAACGGACAAUGUAUACCUUUAACAUUUUUUCGAGAUGAUCAUAUUAUACCUGAUUGUUUGGAUGGAUCUGAUGAAAUAUUAAACAAUUAUUAUCAACGUUCUUAUUAUAACAUUGCUGAGCCAACAAUUCAAUGUGAAGAUAUCAUAUGUAGAAUACACAAUCAUAUGUAUCAAACAUCAUUGACAAGUUCAUGUGUAAAAGAACGAACGUUAUUACUAUUGAAAGCUUUAUUCUCGAGCAAACCAAAUUUUGUACAUGAUAAUUGUUGGCAAGCAUUUAAAUGUCUGUUUAAUAUACCAAUGGAAGAUAAUUCGACUUGUCUUGAAUUUUGUCAAAAUAAAAAAUGUGAAAAUAUAAUACAAAAGACUUGUCCACAUAUAUUAAAUAUAGUAGAUAUUCCAAUUUUAUUCGAUCAUGUUCAUUUUAUUUAUACAAAAAAUGAUUUCAAUCCUCCCAAUAGUUGGAGAACUUUACUGCCAUAUAUAUGUUAUAAUGAUACGAGAUGUGAUAAAUUAUUUGAAAACAAUUUAUUGAUUUUCUUCAAUAAUACUAGAUGCAUUCGUCCCGAGUAUUAUAAUGAAAUGCAUUUAUCAGAAGAAAAAUCCUCGAUUUACACAUUUCUUAUGUCAACAUAUAAACGAUUUUGGAAAUGUAAUUAUAUCAUCGAUUAUGAUUUAACUUUGUGUAAUAGACCAAAUAUGUAUCUAUGUAUAAAUUCAUCUAAAUGUAUUUCAAUAUAUCGUCUUAAAGAUGGAAUUGGAGAUUGUUAUUUUAAUGGCGAUGAAAAAUUGAAUAUAUUCAAUGAAAUAUUUUCAUUCAAACAAUUACCUAAAUUUUUUAAAUGUACAAAGACAAAUAUUUCUAUUUCUUAUCAUCUUGUAGACAAUGGUAAAUGUGAUUGCAGUUCAAAUGACAACGAGUUUUGUGAAGAUGAAUAUCCAUCUUUAUAUUAUAUUCAAAAACAUAUAUCAUUUCAAACGAUCUGUGAUGGUUUUACUGAAUUAUUACCAAUAAUUAUCGAUGGUCAAAAUCAUACUGAUGAAACUGAAUGUGAACAAUGGUUUUGUAAUAAUAUAUAUACACAUUGUGAUGGAAUUUGGCAUUGUCUUGAUGGAGCAGAUGAAAUAAAUUGUGAUUCUUUACCAUUAAUAAAUUGUUCAUUAUCUCAUCAUAUAUGUGUAUCAUCUCUAACAAAUCAACUCAUGUGUUUACCUAUUGAUAAAGCUAAUGAUGGUAAUAUUGAUUGUCUUGGUGCUACCGAUGAACCAAAACUUUGUCGAUCUAUUGAAAAUAAAUUCAAAUUAGAAAAUUUUUACUGUCAUAAUGAUAAAUAUAAAUUAUGUAUCUCAUAUAAAAAUCUGUGUAAUAAUUACAAAGAUUGCGAAUAUGGAGAUGAUGAACAAGCUUGUGAUAUUACUCGAAACUUUACAACAUAUGAAGGUAUAUGUCAUGAAAAAUAUAGAUUAAUUCGUAGUAAUGUUGAAAACUUUCUUUGUACACGACUCGACGAGACUAACAAACAAUCGAUCGUAUAUUUCUCUCUAAAUCCUAUGGAAAACUCAAUAAAACAAACAACAACAAAUAUAAAUAAAAAUUUAAUUCUACCAAAGUCAACUAUGAUGGAAAAUAUUUAUAAUUAUAAACAACGUUGUCAUCGUGGUCUUGAUGUAAAAGUUUGGUUAGAUAAUACAAAAAAUUUAACAACAAGAACAUGUCUUUGUCCACCAAUUUAUUAUGGUAAUUUAUGUCAAUAUCAAAAUCAACGAGUUAGUCUUACUUUACAAUUUCAAACAUUAUCUGAUUCUUGGCAAAUACCAUUUGUUAUUAUUAUUUCACUUAUUGAUAAUAGUUAUCAAAGAAAAAUUCAUUCAUAUCAACAAUUAAAUUAUUUACCAAUGAAAAAUUGUCAAACAAAAUUUCAUAUCUAUUUACUUUAUUCAUAUCGUCCUAAAGAUCUUUCAAAAAAUUAUUCAAUACAUAUUGAUAUUUAUGAAAAGAUUUCAUUAACUUAUCGAGUAAGUUUUUUAGUACCAAUCAUGUUUCCUUUUUUACCUGUAAAUCGUCUUGCUCUUCAAUUUACGAUUCCAUAUAAAAAUCAUAUUGUUGAUAGUUGUUCAAAACAAAGAUGUUUUAAUGGACGAUGUAUUAAUUAUUUUGGUAAUCAUAAUAAUAUAACAUUUUGUCAAUGUUAUCCAGGAUGGUCUGGACAAUAUUGUACAAUUCGACAUCAUUGUAUGUGUUCUUCUGAUUCAUUAUGUUUUGGAAGUUCAUCUGAUAAUCGAUCAAUUUGUGUUUGUCCAAUUAAUAAAUUUGGUUCUCGAUGUAUGUUAAAUAAUCAAAUAUGUCAAUUAAAUGCAAAUCUUACAUGUCUUAAUGGUGGUCAAUGUAUAUCAUUUGAUCAAAAUUUAAUGUCAAUAAAUAAUUUCAAAUGUAUUUGUCCUAAAGGUUAUAGUGGAGAUCGAUGUGAAAUAAUUGAUAAUAAAAUAAUAUUAUCAUUUGAUAAAGAUAUAAUAUUACCUCAAAUAAUGUUAAUUCAUUUUAUUGAAAUAAUGAAUAAUAGUUCACCAAAACGAUCAACAACAUUUAAAACAUUACCUACAUAUCAUCAAUCACUUGUUAUUAAUUGGUCUCAUUCAUUUCAUAUUGUUUUAAUUGAAUUUUUAAAUAAAAUAUAUUAUUUAACUGUUUAUCAAAAAAAAUCUAAUCAAUCAAUAAUAAUUGUUAAAAAAAUUCAAUCAUCAGAUCGUUGUCAACAUAUAAAUGAAAUAUUUAAUGAUACAAUGGUUAAAUUACAUUUAUUAAGACGUAUUAAAUAUUAUCAUUUAGUAUGUCAAAGAAAUAUUUCUGAACCAUAUUGUUUUUAUGAUGAUAUUCAUAUUUGUCUCUGUGAUAAUUUUGGUCACGAACGACAAGCAAAUUGUUUUGAAUUUGAUCAUCAAAUGAAAUUUGAUUGUGUUAGUGAAAAUCGUUGUGAAAAUGGUGCUCAAUGUUAUCAAAAUAGUCCAACUUGUCCACAAACAACAAUAUGUGUUUGUCCAACAUGUUUUUAUGGUAGACAAUGUCAAUUUAGUACAAGUCGUUUUGGUUUUUCUCUCGAUCCUAUUUUAGGUUAUAAAAUUCAACCAUAUAUUUCUAUAAAAAAUCAACCAAUUAUUGUACAAGUUACAUUUAUAUUAACAAUAUUAAUGACUAUUCUAGGAUUUAUUAGUGGUAUAUUAUCAAUUAUUACAUUCAAAAAUCGAAAAUUACAUGAAGUUGGUUGUGGAAUUUAUUUAUUAAGUUCAUCAAUAUCUUCUUUAUUAACAAUGAUAAUGUUUGCUUUAAAAUUUUCAAUUUUACUUGGAGCACAAAUGGAAGGCAUUAUAAAUCGAUCAUUUCUUUAUUUUCAAUGUAUUACAAUUGAUUUUUUUCUACGUAUUAGUCUUAAUAUGGAUCAUUGGUUAAAUGCAUGUGUAGCUUCAGAACGUGCUAUCACUUCAAUUAGAGGAGCUCAAUUUAAUAAAAGAAAAAGUAAAAAAUUAGCUAAAUAUGUUAUUAUUAGUCUACUUAUAUUGAUGAUAAGUACAACUAUUCAUGAUCCUUUACAUCGACGUUUAAUUGAUGAUGUUGAUGAAUAUGGUGAAAAUAAACGUAUAUGGUGUAUUGUUAGUUAUUCAUCAAGUAUUGAAGUAUUCAAUUCAAUAAUUAAUGUAUUUCAUUUUUUUGUUCCAUUCUUUAUUAAUUUAAUCUCAACUAUUAUUAUUAUUAAAUCAAAAGCUCGACAAAAAGCAAUUAUUCAACCUGAACGUACACAUCGACAACAUUUGAAUAUUCAAUUUCAAAAAAAUAUUCAUUUAUUAAUUGCUCCUAUUCUAUUAGUUAUUCUUGCUCUUCCUCGUCUAAUUAUUUCUUUUGCAUCGGGUUGUAUGAAAUCAGUUCAUAACUCUUGGUUAUUUGUUACUGGAUAUUUUCUAUCAUUUAUUCCAUCGAUGUUAACAUUUAUUUUAUUUAUACUUCCAAAUAAAUCUUAUAAAGCACAAUUUGGAAAGACUCUGCAACAUUUUAAAAGGAAAGUACAAAUGUAUGUUCAGCCUAUUUCAUAA
This is a messenger RNA of Rotaria sp. Silwood1, 4740 nucleotides long. The record is from the annotation of a GenBank genome assembly. Lineage: Eukaryota; Metazoa; Rotifera; Eurotatoria; Philodinida; Philodinidae.